UCGAGCUGGCACCGGACAUGGCAUGGAGCGGGGCCGGGCAGCGUCGCCGCCUUGGAGGGCAGCCUGCAUCCUCUGCCUGCUGCCGGCGCUGGCCGGGGGCUUUGUGCCAGGCCAGCUGCUGGCCGGCGACGAGGCUGCCUACGAGGAGCGGACGGUGACCGGCGUGCGGGGCCGGGCGGUGGAGCUGAGCUGCGGCCGCCCGGCGGCGGCGCCUCCGGCCGUGGUCUUCUGGAGCUUCGCGGCGGCAGGCUCGGGGCCCCCGCGGGCCGUGGCCGUGGGCUCGGGCUGGGAGGUGGCAGUGGCCCCCGGCGCGGGCAGCCUGGGCCGGGUGGCUCUGCGCAAUGGGACGCUGGAGCUGCGGGAGCUGCGGGUGGCCGCCCGCGGGCGCUUCCUCUGCCAGGGGCUGUUCCCGGAGCGCGGCCGCCUCCGGGUCGGCUACGCUGCGGUGCUGCUGCGCGUCCUCGUGCCGGUCUCCAAGCCCUUCGUGCGGCCAACGGCGGCGGCGGCGCCAGAGGGGGCGGCGGUGGCCCUGACCUGCUCCGUGAGGGAGGGGACGGAGCCGCUGAGCUUCUCCUGGCAGCACCAGGAGCCCCGGGGCGGUGCCGCAGUGCCCCCCGAGGGGCUGGGGGGCGCCGGGGCUGAGCUGCGGCUGACGCCGGCCAACCGCAGCCACGCAGGCUGGUACGCGUGCACCGUGGGCAACCAGGUCAACAACCGCACCAGCGAGCCCGUGUUCCUCGACAUCGUCUACGGCCCCGACCAGCCUGCCAUCAGCGUGGAGCCCUUCUCCCCGGAGCAGGGAGGCUUCUCCGCGGGCGAGAGGGAGGAUGUGGUGCUGAGCUGCCUGGCGCCCUCCAACCCCCCCAGCCGCUACGUCUGGCUGCACAACGGCUCCCAGGUGCACACCGGCCAGACCUACGUUAUCUCUGGCAUCGCCCGCGCCCAGGCGGGCACCUACACCUGCCUGGCAGAGAACAGCCACCUGCAGACCCGCACCCAGGCCACCAUCGUCCUCACCGUCUACUAUCCACCAGCCGGGACCCCCAGCUGCUCCGCCCUGCCCACCGCCGACCUGCGGGACGUGGCCCUGCGCUGCCGCUGGCUAGGGGGGUUCCCCCCGGCACGGCUGCGCUGGGUGGGCCCCGGACCCUCCAGGGAGGAGGAGGAGGAGGAGGAGGGGGUGAUGGGGAUGAGCUUUUCCAUGGCCACCAGCAUCCAGCCAGGGGCGGCCACCAGGAACGGGAGCUCCUUCUCCUGCCUGGCCUCCCACCCGGCGCUGCCGCAGGGGGCUGCGUGCGGGACCACCCUGUGGGUCCCAGCCGGCAGCCCCUCCUGCACGGCGGCGGCCACCAAGGGUGACGAGUUCGUGAUGCUGCGGUGCCAGUGGGAGGGGGGGAUGCCACCAGUCAGCCUGCGCUGGCAGGACAGUGGGGGACAAGCACUGGGGGACCCCUCGCCCUCCACCACGGUCCUGGUGCUGGGCGCCGAUGGCAGCUUGCGGGGCCAGGACUUCAUCUGCGCAGCCGCACACCCCCUGCAGGCCGCCAGCACCGAGUGCCACCUGCGGCUGGAUGUCCCCAGGCUGGAGGCGGAGAGGAGCGAGGUGGUGGUGCUGGAGGGCGGCGAGGCGCGGCUGGCGUGCCGGCGUCACGAUGGUGGUGCCAGUCUUGGUGCCAGCAUGGCUUGGUACGACCCCAAGCAGCAGGAGGUGACUCCGGGGUUGGCCAAGUACCAGCUGGAGCAGGGAGAAGCGUGGCUGAACCUCACAGUCCAGGAUGCUGAGUGGCCAGGGGAUGGUGGCACCUACCGCUGCGCCGCCGCCAACGCCGUGGGCACUGCCAGCCUCCCUGUCCGCCUCCAUGUGGAGCGGUACCCGGCGCCCCCCAACGUCACCAUCAGCAGGCUGCGGUACACGCGGGCACGCACCGAGGUGCGGCUGGAGUGGCGCACGCAGGGCAGCGGCAACCUCACCGGCUUCGUGGUGCAGCGGCGCCGAGCCAAGAAGCCCUCCCGGCAGGCUCCGGGGCCCUGGGAAACCGCCGCCGGGGACAUCGAGCCCCACACCCGCGACCGGCGCCUGGGGGGCUUGGACCCGGCCGUGGUCUACGCCUUCCGCGUCCUGGCCGUCAACCACCGCAGGGCCGGGCACCCCUCCGAGGUGCAGACCCCAGCCGAGCCUCCCUUCGAGGCCUACCCGGCGGUGACGGCGGCGGCGGCGCUGGGGAUGCUGGUGGCCACCGCUGCCUCGCUGCUGGCCGUGCGCUGGGUGGCCCGGCACCGGGACAGCCUCCCCCGGCUGCACGACCUCCUCUUCCGCACGGCCGGCGCCGGUGCCCAGGAGCCUAUCGACACGCCGGAGGAUGCUGAGCCCGCCGCAGGCACGGAGGAUGGAGCUGCAGCGGCAGCCGGGGCUGUGCCCGGAGCUGCAGCGGCAGCCGGGGCUGUGCCCGGAGCAGCAGCGGCAGCCGGGGCUGUGCCCGGAGCAGCAGCGGCAGCCGGGGCUGUGCCCGGAGCAGCAGCGGCAGCCGGGGCUGUGCCCGGAGCAGCAGCGGAGCAGCUCUCGGCACCGCCGGACGCCGCCGAGGACGCGCCGGGGACCGCCGGCACCACCGUGACGGCCGCGCCGUGA
This is a messenger RNA of Dryobates pubescens (Downy woodpecker), 2629 nucleotides long. RefSeq names its product V-set and immunoglobulin domain containing 10 like 2 (gene VSIG10L2). The record is from RefSeq and is a predicted model, not a curated record. Gene Ontology annotation, cellular component: cell-cell junction. The transcript has 12 exons. Bases 23 to 2629 code for a protein of 868 amino acids. Gene Ontology annotation, molecular function: cell adhesion molecule binding. Gene Ontology annotation, biological process: cell-cell adhesion. NCBI's taxonomy places the organism in Eukaryota, Metazoa, Chordata, Aves, Piciformes, Picidae.